Molecule: messenger RNA, 3503 nt
Organism: Oncorhynchus keta (chum salmon)
Lineage: Eukaryota; Metazoa; Chordata; Actinopteri; Salmoniformes; Salmonidae
Gene: miso1
Product: c18h3orf33 homolog (H. sapiens)
Exons: 7
Coding region: 1824-3389 (521 amino acids)
Source: RefSeq, a predicted model, not a curated record
UUCCACACGGAUGUAAAGCCUUCAUACUGUAGGUGAGUUUCCACACGGAUGUAAAGCCUUCAUACUGUAGGUGAGUUUCCACACGGAUGUAAAGCCUUCAUACUGUUAGUGAGUUUCCACACGGAUGUAAAGCCUUCAUACUGUUAGUGAGUUUCCACACGGAUGUAAAGCCUUCAUACUGUAGGUGAGUUUCCACACGGAUGUAAAGCCUUCAUACUGUAGGUGAGUUUCCACACGGAUGUAAAGCCUUCAUACUGUAGGUGAGUUUCCACACGGAUGUAAAGCCUUCAUACUGUGAAACGUUUGAUAUCCUUGAACAUAUAGUUUUUACAUUUUCUGUUUAUUUUACAACUUGUGAUGCUGCUGUUUGUACAUGGUCUUAUGCCUGUGUAACGGAUGUGAAACGGCUAGCUUAGUUAGCGGUGGUGUGCGCUAAAUAGCGUUUCAAUCGGUGACGUCACUUGCUCUGAGACCUUGAAGUAGUAGUUCCCCUUGCUCUGCAAGAGCCGUGGCUUUUGUGGAGCGAUGGGUAACGAUGCUUCGAGGGUGAGUGUUGUUGAUGUGUGCAGAAGGUCCCUGGUUCGCGCCCGGGUAUGGGCGAGGGUACGGUUUAAAAUUAUACUGUUACACCUGUCUGUGCCAGUACUAUUUACAGUUAUUUUAAUAUCACCUAUACAACUAUACAAGACCAGCUUACAUAAGGAAAUGUAUGUAUACAGUCAGGUCCACAAAUAUAAAAAAGUGCUGUAAUUCCUACACUCAUUUGGAUGUAAAUUCCUUCAAAUUACAGCUAAAAGUCUGCAUUUUCAGCUCAUAUUAAUUAUUUAAUUUAAACCCCAAUAUGCUGUGGGGAGACAGCUAAAAUAAUAAUAACUUAGUUAAUGUUCAAAUAUUUAUGGACCUUGACUGCAGCUAUGAUUAGUUUGAUUUCCUAAAUAUUUAAAUGAAAUGAAUAUUAACUUCUUCUCUUUUUUUAUGUCUGUUUGGCUUAAUUUCAGUUUGUAGAUUAUUUUCCAAGAUUACUGCAAGAGAGGGUUUUUAAAAAAGAUUGUUCAGCUACUGACUUUCACAUGGAAUACAAAUAAUUUGUGAUGGGUUGCUGCAAACAAAUAUUCGAUACCCAACACACAAGAAAAGCUGGUUUUAAACAACCUGCUUUGGUGUUGGAGUUGUCCUUACCCUCUCUGAGGCCAGUGUUCACGUGACCCCUUUUAAGUUGAAAAGAUCGGACCUUACAGGGUGACCGUACCAGAGUUUGAGGUUCAAUUCCAUUGAAAUCCCAGUCAGUUUGGGAUUACACUAAAAUUGCAAUCCAUUUCUCUUCAAUAGUUCAACGAGGAACAUUUGGAAUUUACAUUUGCUUUACUUUCUAAAUCGGUAGGAUUUUCUACGGAAUGGACCCUAACUCUGGACUGUACCCAUGGGACUUGUACACACGCUAUGCUGUAAUUUGUUCUGAGGAACUUUUGUACCAACAUUCCCAAGAUUUGUAAGUCGCUCUGGAUAAGAGCGUCUGCUAAAUGACUUAAAUGUAAAUAUCUGGAAAAUAUUUAAUAAGUCUUAGAAAUGCACACAGUGGUUUCAAAUGUUUUUUUCGUCGGGAAUGUUUGUACACAUCUCACACCUCAUUGAUGUUAUUGCAUCAUAUUUUCUAUACACAAUAUAUAUAUAACAUUAGAUUUAGCAGCAAUAGGACUAGAUAAUGAAACAUUAAUGAAAACGCCAAACCAGACGGUACUGUAGUUUUUUUUUUUUUGGUCCACGCUACCUACUGUACUUAGUGGGCGGGGCGACUGUUGUAGUCUUUUAGACAUGUCAACAACAUGCCGGAGUCCAGAAGUGAGGCAGAGACAGACGAGAAAGGAGAAACACCGUCUAAAAAUAUAAUUUCAGUAAUUUCUCAGUUCGCUGACGAUAAUUUAACCAUUGUCCGGAACAUCAGUACUGGACUAGCAAUUGCCGGGGUAAUAGUAAUAUCAAGGAGUAUUAAAUUGAUCACUAGGUUUGGAUUAGCCUCCGAGAUCCCAGCGAGGUUCAUAGAGAAGAAUGUGAGCCUCAGAGGGAGAGUCCAGACCAUCACAGAGACGGGACUGGAGGUGGAGCACAUCCCCAUCUACAUCCCUGUCCUCUCCCCCCUGUUGGCUAAAGGUGGUGGUCGUGUGUCUCACCUGGCAGGUCUUCUCUCCUCAGGUGGUGGUCGUGUGUCUCACCUGGCAGGUCUUCUCUCCUCAGGUGUACAUUAUGUGUGUCUCACCUGGCAGGUCUUCUCUCCUCAGGUGGUGGUCGUGUGUCUCACCUGGCAGGUCUUCUCUCCUCAGGUGUACUGUAUGUGUGUCUCACCUGGCAGGUCUUCUCUCCUCAGGUGUACUGUAUGUGUGUCUCACCUGGCAGGUCUUCUCUCCUCAGGUGUACUGUAUGUGUGUCUCACCUGGCAGGUCUUCUCUCCUCAGGUGUACCGUAUGUGUGUCUUACCUGGCAGGUCUUCUCUCCUCAGGUGUACUGUAUGUGUGUCUUACCUGGCAGGUCUUCUCUCCUCAGGUGUACUGUAUGUGUGUCUUACCUGGCAGGUCUUCUCUCCUCAGGUGUACCGUAUGUGUGUCUUACCUGGCAGGCCUUCUCUCCUCAGGUGGUGGUCGUGUGUCUCACCUGGCAGGUCUUCUCUCCUCAGGUGGUGGUCGUGUGUCUCACCUGGCAGGUCUUCUCUCCUCAGGUGUACAUUAUGUGUGUCUCACCUGGCAGGUCUUCUCUCCUCAGGUGGUGGUCGUGUGUCUCACCUGGCAGGUCUUCUCUCCUCAGGUGUACUGUAUGUGUGUCUCACCUGGCAGGUCUUCUCUCCUCAGGUGGUGGUCGUGUGUCUCACCUGGCAGGUCUUCUCUCCUCAGGUGUACUGUAUGUGUGUCUCACCUGGCAGGUCUUCUCUCCUCAGGUGUACUGUAUGUGUGUCUCACCUGGCAGGUCUUCUCUCCUCAGGUGGUGGUCGUGUGUAUCCACUGGCUGUGCGCCUGGCGGGGGUGGAGCUGACCCCAGAGGGGAGGGUGUGGCUGGAGCAGCACCUGAGCCCGGCCCAGACGGUGUGGCUCAAACUGGUCAGCAGAGAGGAGGAGACACUGCAAUGUCUGGUGUCUGUUAGCCGGGGGUCAUUGAGGAGUCUGUGUCUGAAUGAGGAGGUGUUGAGGUUGGGUCUGGCACGCACUGUCCCAGUCUCUGGACUCCACCCUCAGUCCCACCUUUACCUGCGGCUCCACCAACGGCUGCUCAAGGCAGAGGUCAAGGCCGAGCGGAAGGGGCGAGGCAUGUGGAAAGAGGAUAGCCUAUGGGAGAGGACCUCACAGGCUGUUUGGGACAACUCACUGGUCAGACUCAUCAGGAGGAUCUUCAAGUGGAUGUGAUUGGUUGGUUGGUUGACUGACUGACUGAUUACUUGACUGACUGACUGACUGAUUACUUGACUGACUGAUUACUUGACUGACUGACUGACUGAUUGACUGACUGACUGACUGACU